Messenger RNA from Fraxinus pennsylvanica, 444 nucleotides. The record is from the annotation of a GenBank genome assembly. NCBI's taxonomy places the organism in Eukaryota, Viridiplantae, Streptophyta, Magnoliopsida, Lamiales, Oleaceae.
AUGAGCCGAAAAGAGAGCAAAACUGUCAGAUUCAUUAAAGCCCCCGUUAGGGUUUUGUCCAAAGCAAGAGAGUUUUACAUCAAAAGCAUGUUGCGUUGUGCCGGAGAAUUUACUUAUGCAAGUGCCAUGGGUUGUCCAGCUCCACAAUCCACGAGUUUGCCUAGAAGUUUCAGUACGAACUCAUCAGUGUCAAGCUCCUAUGAAGACUUCCGGGAGCUUAUUAGGGCUUCUUCUACCCGGAGCCUUACCGGAAAAACUGAGGUAGAGAUUCUCCAGUCAAAACUAUCACCUGGUGUUAAGGUUGUGCCUCGUUCCCAGACAGUUACUAUUGGAAGGAUUGAUGAAGACAAGCCUUGUGAAUUCAUGGAAGAUGUCGCGAUAAAUCCGAAUUUGUAUCCAAGAAGUAGAAGCCAUGCACCUUCAAGAAAAAGUAGGAUGUUCUGA